Messenger RNA from Symbiodinium sp. CCMP2456, 2028 nucleotides. Lineage: Eukaryota; Dinophyceae; Suessiales; Symbiodiniaceae. The record is from the annotation of a GenBank genome assembly.
AUGUACCUGCGGCGGUGGGGAGUCCUUUUUCCAAGCACUGCUACUCGUGUUGAGUUCCAGUUGCGGCGUGAGAGUCUCAAGUCGCGUGGCAUCGACACGUUCGACGACUGGCUCGCAAAACGCGGCGCCGUGAUGGAAUACCUGACACACGAGUGGUUCCGUUUCACGGACGGGCCCUACAACCCCAAGCACUCGGACCGGACGCCAACGCUCGAUGUUUGGCAAUUGGUGCAGCAAAGGUCUCAGCAAUGGGCUGGCGUUAGCCGUGGCCAGGCGCUUGCUCCGCUCUACCUGGAGCCCCCUCGCCUCGAACAGCUCGUGCUGCAAGCAAUCGGCGUGAUGGUGACGGCGAUGGCCCGUGAGAACGUCAAGGUUACGAGCAACGGGCACUUUCUCGACGAGCUGAUCGAGCGCGUCGAGGAGUUGGUCGAGGCGCGCGACAUGGCCGCCGAGGAAGUGAUGGCGAAGCGAUUCCUGGCGUUGGCGAGAGUCUCUAGCCGUGAACAAGAGCGCGAGGGCUUCUCGCUUGAAGUCCAAGUCGAGACGCUGACGCGAUAUGCCACGGAGCACGACGGCGAAAUCUUCAAACUCUUCCGCAUCGCGGAGACGGCCACCAAGCCCGACGAGCGCCGCACCUUCAAGGAACUGCUCGGCUACGCGAAGGACCACGCCGCCGAGAUUGACGCCGUCUUGUUCUUCAAGGUGGACCGUGCUGCAAGAAACCUGUUCGACUAUGUCGAGCUCGAACGCCUCGAAGACGAGCAUGGCGUCAAAGUCGUCUACGUGACGCAGCCGACGGAGAACACGCCAGCGGGGCGGAUGAUGCGGCGGACGCUCGCCAACAUGGCGUCGUUCUACACCGAGCAGCAGUCGCUCGACGUGCGCGACGGAUUAGAACGCCGCGUGAAGUCGGGCCUGUUCGUCGGCAAGGCGCCGUUCGGCUACCGCAACGUCCGCCACGAUGGCCGCAGCCUCGUCGAAGUCGAUCCCCGCGCCGCCGCAGCCGUCCGCCGAGCCUUCGACCUGUACGCCUUCCACGGCCACACCAUCGACUCGCUGCUCGACCAGCUCGACGCCGAGGGUGUCGUCUACACGGCGAAGUGCCGGCGGUUCACCCGUAGCAAGCUCCACACGAUGCUCCGCGAUCGGGCCUACCUGGGCGAAGUCGCCUACCGCGGCCACUGGCACGAAGGGACGCACGAGCCGCUGAUCGAUCGGGCAACGUUCGAUCGGGUUCAGCAAUUGCUCGGCGGCCAGAUUUAUCGCUCCCACGAGCUCACCUACGCCGGCCACCUGAUCAUGUGCGGCCACUGCGGCCGGCCGAUCACCGGUGAGUCGAUCGAGCGGAAACGCAAGUCGGGCGUGAGCGUCUACCGCUACUACCGCUGUGCGGGCUACACCGCGAAGGGCCACCCGCGUAUCCGCCUCACCGAGGCCGACCUCGACGCGCAAGUGAUGGGCCUCUUCGACCGCUUGAAGAUCGAAGACGAGCAGGUCCGCGAUUGGUUCGCCCGUGUGCUCCGUGAACGCACCCGCGGCCAGCAAGACGCCAACCGCGAGCGCCAAGCUGAGCUGAGCCGUCAAGUCACGCUGUUGCGUCGUCAGCAGGAUCAGCUCUUGAACCUGCGGCUGCUCGAAGAGAUCGACGCCGACACGUACGCGGCGAAGUCCACGGAGCUACGCGAUCAAGUGAGUCGGCUUAGCGUGGAACUCGAAGCGACCGACCGCGGCCGGGCCGAACUGGGCGAGAUCGCCAUCAAGGCGUUUGAACUCUCGCAAGUCCUUCGCGAGAAGUGGCUUACGGCCGAUUACCGGGCCAAACGUCACCUGCUCGAAAUUGUCGGUUUGAACUACCGGCUCGACGACGUAACUCUCGUCCCUGAAUGGAGAAAGCCCUUCGACGUUCUCGCCGAAGGGCCUCUAUCUGAAGAAAGUCGGGGCGACACGAUUCGAACGUGCGACCUACUGGUCCCAAACCAGCCGCGCUACCAGGCUGCGCCACGCCCCGCUCUACAAGCCUGGGGCUGA